ACAGACUCUGGCCCCCCCACCCGAGACCACAGGCCCCCAGGCAGGCAGUUGUGGGUGGGAAGGUGUGAUUUCGGUCCCCAGACCUCCCAGGGUGGGGACUGGGUGGUGGGCAGGUGGGAGCAGCCCAGGUGCCAGCCGCCCGUCUGGGGCUCGUUUCCAGGAAUCCUGGGCCGCCUCGUGCUCCCCCACCCCGGCCCGAGAACGUGCUUCCUGUGGCCCCUUCACAGGUCUGCCCACCGGUGGGGCCCAAGCUCAAGGGCAGGAACCUAGCACCGGGCAGCAGUGAGCGGAGCCUGGUGCCACCUGCUGGCCCUGCUGCCACCAGGGCGGGCCCUGACCCCAGGAAGAGCCGACCCGCCCCCUGUGGACGGGCUGCGCAGGGAGCUUCCCCAACAAGAAAGGGGCAGGAACUGGAGGACAGGUGGGCACCACAGCCCUCCCUCCUCCCUCCCUGUUCGGGGCACUGACCGCAGCCCCAGCUCCGCACGGAGCCCUUGGGGAGGCCCCAGGGCUGUCCAGGCGGGCGCGAUGGAGGACCGCCCCGUGCCGCCUCCAGCCGCCACAAAGGGGCUCUCGGCCGCCUGCUGGUCACCUGCCUCGGCGACUAACGCCUGGGCCACGGCCCGGGUGACGGGAAGAGAGGACGGAGGCGGAAGCGAACCGGCGAGAAGCCCCCCUGCUCGGCAAGGCUGGGGCCGCGGGAGCGAGGAAGGCUCACGGGCUGAGGCCCCGGGCGCACCUUCCCGGGCGAGGGCUCGGAGCAGAGCACCCGGAGGCUGGGCCGCCUUUGCCGGGUGCAGAGCAGGACAGGCGGCCGCUCCCCGUCGCCGGGGGCGCUGAGGUUUGAGGGGUGAGGCGAAGGAAGCGCGGGUGGCGCCCCAACACCAGGCCGAGCUGCAGCGGGGCCUCGGCUCCGGGGAGACGGAAGCGCAGGGAGCAGCCAGGGGCGUCCGGGGCUGUGCGGACCUGCGCUCCACGCCUAGCAGUUCAGGCAAAGUCCCGCCGAGUCCCCACCGUCAGGGCGAACCGGGGCGCGGGCCCGGCUCCCCUCGGCGCCCCCGGUACUGGGUCCUCGACUGCGGAGGCGGGGCUUGGGGUCGCUGUGCCUCACCCCAGCCGCCGGGAGGGGAGCAGCGAGGGCCGCACAGGCUGGGGUCGCGGCUUGGUUCUGGGGAUGCACCCGCCCUAAGAGGGUGCCUCCUGACCCGGACCCCACGCCCCCUCUCUCACCUUCCGGAAGCAGGCGCUGGUUCCCUCCAUGACCGCCACCGCCGCGUGCGCUCCUCGGAGCCCCGCCCUCUCGCUCCCAGCCAAUGAGCUGUAAGCGCGCCCCACUUUAGCCCCACCCAUACUCAUCUAGCCAAUCAUACCUGAGCGCGCCCUCCUAAGCCCCGCCCUCGUCCCCUCCCAUUGGCUCGGAGCGCGUUGCCUCGACUUCGGGCUGGCGUCCCAGCGCGCGCCCGCCCCUUCUCCCUCAUUGGCCAGUGAUGGGCACCCUUUCUCCGCAAAGCCUUUUGGGAGUUGUAGUUCCUCCAGCCGUUCCCGGCGCACCCUGCUCUUCCUGGAUACAGAGGCGCCGCGGGGGCCGCGCAGUGCGCGGCGCCAAGUCUGGGGUCCCGGGUACGGGUGACGCCCGGCCCGGCCCUGCUACGGGGGCGCCCGGACCCGAGGCCCCGCUCCGGCCGCAUGCCACCUCUGCCCAUCUGGGGCCCCCCACCUGUAGAGCCCAUUCGUUGUACCCCUGGGAGCUGGCCCUGACUCUGAAGACGGUGGGGCCUGGCUCCCGCGGCGCGCGGAGGCGCCCCGCCGGCUGCCCGGGGACAUGGAGGAGUUCCUGCGCUCCUACAGCCGGCUGUGCAGGGAACGGGGCGCCGAGCCCCAGGAGACCGUGCUGCAGCGACUACACGAGCUGCCGCGGGGCCGGCUGGACCUGGCCACGCAGAGCCUGACCCUGGACACCUGCCGGGCGCUGGGCGCGCUGCUGCCCAAGGAGGCCCAGCUGACGGAGUUGGUCCUGAGCGACUGCAUGCUGAGCGAGGAAGGGGCCACACUGCUGCUCCAGGGGCUGUGUGCCAACACCAUCCUACGGCUCCUGGAUCUGAAGGGCAACAACCUUCAGGCCAAAGGGGCUGAGGCUCUGGGCAAACUCCUCCGACAGAACAAGUCCAUUCAGAGCCUCACCCUGGAGUGGAACAACCUGGGUGCCUGGGAAGAUGCCUUCGCCACCUUCUGCCGGGCGCUGGCGGGCAACCUCACCCUGCGGCAGCUGGACCUUCGCAACAACCAGAUCAGCCACCAGGGCGCGGAGGAGCUGGCCCUGGCCCUGAAGGGCAACACCAGCCUCCAGCAGCUGGACCUGCGCUGGAAUAACAUCGGCCUCCUGGGCGGCCGGGCCCUGGUGAGCUGUCUCCCCAGCAACAGAACCCUGUGGAGGCUGGAGCUGGCCGGGAACAACGUCCCCAGCGAUGUCCUCAGAGCCGUGGAACAAGCCAUGGACCACAACCAGGACCGGGAGGCCACCGUCCGGGAGAACCGGGCCCGCACCCGCGUGCUCAGCAAGGAGGUGCGGCACCUGCGGGAAGAGAAGUCCAAGCAGUUUCUGGACUUGAUGCAGACCAUCGAUAAGCAGCGGGAGGAGAUGGCCAAGAGCAGCCGGGCGUCGGCAGCGCGCGUGGGACAGCUUCAGGAGGCCCUGGAUGAGAGGCACUCCAUCAUCAACGCCCUCAAGGCCAAGCUGCAGAUGACCGAGGCCGCCCUGGCACUGUGGGAGCAGAAGGCCCAGGACCUGGGGGAGCUCCUGGCCACGGCGGGGCAGGAGCAGCAGAGCCUGGCACAGAAGCUGACCAAGGAGCACAGGCUGGAGCAGCAGGAAGCUGCAGAGCGGGAGUCUAAACUGCUCAGAGACCUGUCUGCUGCCAACGAGAAGAACCUGCUUCUGCGAAACCAGGUGGACGAGCUGGAGCGGAAAGUGAAGUCGCAGCAGGACCAGCUGUUCCUGACCAAGCAGGAGCUGACCAACACGGCGGCCGAGCUGAAGCUGCGGGCCGUGCAGGCCGAGGAGCGCCUGGAGCUGGAGAAGAGGAGGUCCCGGCAGAGCCUGGAGGACGCAGAGCAGCUGCGCAUCAAGGAGGUGGAGCACAUGGCCCGCCACCUGGAGGAGAGCGAGCGGGCCCUGCAGGAGCGGGUGCAGAGGCUGGAGGCCGCGCGGCUGUCCCUGGAGGAGGAGCUGAGCCGAGCGAAGGCGGUGGCUCUCAGUGAGCGCGGCCAGGCGGAGGAGGAGCUCAUCAAGGCCAAGAACCAAGUCCGCCUGGAGGAGCAGCAGCGCCUGGUGCACCUGGAGGAGAAGCUGCGGCUGCUGGCGCAGGCGCGGGACGAGGCGCAGGGCACCUGCCUGCAGCAGAAGCAGAUGGUGGCGGAGGCCCAGGCGCGGGGCAGCCAGCUAGGCCUGCAGGUGGAGGCGCUGAGGCGGCGCCUGGAGGAGCUGCAGCAGGAGCUGAGCAACAAGGACCAGGAAAAGGUGGCGGAGGUGACCAGGGUGCGGGUGGAGCUCCAGGAGCAGAACGGCCGCCUGCAGGCGGAGCUGGCCGCCCAGGAGGCGCUGAAGGAGAAGGUGGCAGCCCUGGAGCGGCAGCUGAGAGUGACGGCGAGUGGCCACCGGGAGGCGCUGCUGGACCGGGAGAGCGAGAACGCCUGCCUCCGCGAGAAGCUGCGGCUCCGGGAGGCGGAGAUCGCGCGCAUCCGGGAGGAGGAGGCCCAGAGGGCCAGCUUCUUGCAAAGCGCGGUCCUGGCCUACGUGCAGGGGUCCCCCGUGAGGGCCCUGAGCCCCCAGAAGUGAGGGGCAGCGGGGAGACCCAGGAGCGGCAGGACGGUGGCGUCUUGGCCGUGCCGGGCGAGCUGUGCAGCUGGUGCCGAGAAAUCAGUGCCAAGUCGGUCGGCGCCUCGGCUCACCUUCGGGCGGCCUGGGCGGCCAGCGGGCGGGAGUGGCCAGCGCCCCUCCCCUACUCCGCCGCCCCACCCCGGACACGUGCGCCUGCGAAAACGUGCGGGCGAUGGAAGGAAAUUCGGGGGCAGAGCCCUCCCAGCCUCCCUCCUGGCGCCCGCACCGCCUUCUGCAGUGUAACCGCGACGGCAGCGGCUGUUGUGAAAUAAAGAACUUUUUCACUUUGUGGUACA
This is a messenger RNA of Myotis myotis, 4173 nucleotides long. It is a transcript of the gene LRRC45, whose product is annotated as leucine rich repeat containing 45. Gene Ontology annotation, molecular function: protein binding. The transcript has 17 exons. The record is from RefSeq and is a predicted model, not a curated record. Bases 1823 to 3835 code for a protein of 670 amino acids. Gene Ontology annotation, cellular component: centrosome. NCBI's taxonomy places the organism in Eukaryota, Metazoa, Chordata, Mammalia, Chiroptera, Vespertilionidae.